Messenger RNA from Drosophila erecta, 1891 nucleotides. It is a transcript of the gene Cpr92F, whose product is annotated as pupal cuticle protein. Gene Ontology annotation, cellular component: chitin-based extracellular matrix. Gene Ontology annotation, molecular function: structural constituent of chitin-based larval cuticle. NCBI's taxonomy places the organism in Eukaryota, Metazoa, Arthropoda, Insecta, Diptera, Drosophilidae. The record is from RefSeq and is a predicted model, not a curated record. Bases 187 to 1332 code for a protein of 381 amino acids. The transcript has 2 exons.
UAUAUUAGGGCCGCCAGCCAGCAGUCAGCACAGUUCGUUAACAGUCCUAGUCGUGGUUCUAGGAGGUUCAACCAGCGUCCAGCGACCAGUGCCUGUGCCGUGUGUCGUGUGUAGUUAGUUUUCCGCUCAUCCCCAGUGUGUCCCCGAAACUCCUUUUCGAAGCUCAAUCGUGUGAUCUUAGCUAAAAUGAAGCCAUUCUUUAUUGCCGCAGCGUUGCUGGUCUCGACGGUGUCCGCCUCGUGGCACGGAGCCGUAUCCACACAGUACCAGCACCUGGACCCGCACAGCCACACCUACUCCUACGGAUACGCCGAUCCCAACUCACAGAAGCACGAGACGCGCAGCCAUGACGGCACCACGCACGGGUCCUACUCCUAUUUGGAUGGCAAUGGUCAUGUGCAGUCGGUGUCCUACACCGCUGAUCCGCACCAUGGCUUCAACGCCGUGGGCACCAACCUGCCUCAGGCUCCUCAAGUUCAUGCCGCUCCCGUCUAUGCCGCCGCCCACGCCCAUGGUGCAUAUGCUCCUUACGCCCACGGACCCAUUCACAUCCCGGUGCUGACCCACGGAGGCGUCCCCGUCGAUACUCCCGAAGUGCAACACGCCAAGGCCGCCCAUGCCGCUGCCCACGCUGCUGCCGCCCACAAUGCCGGAGGACACCACCUGUACAAGCGCUCUAUCUACGGCGGAGGAUGGGCCUACGGACAGGCCGCCCAUGUGCCGCUGACUCAUGGAGGCGUGCCCGUUGAUACUCCCGAUGUGCAGGCCGCCAAAGCCGAACACUAUGCCGCCCACGCCAAGGCCCUGGGUCAGGUGGCUCAUGCCCACGGAGCUCCUGUUGAGACGCCCGAGGUGCAGCACGCCAAGGCUGCUCACUUCGCCGCACAUGCUGCCGCCCGUUCCGGACAUGCCGUUGCCCCCAUCAACCACGGUGGCUAUCACGUGCCCGUAAUCCACAAUGGAGUGCCCGUCGAUACGCCCGAGGUGCAGCACGCCAAGGCCGCCCACUACGCCGCCCUGUCGCAGGCCUCCGCCCACGGAGGAGCCUCGCACGGAUCUUGGGACGAUGGCAGCUACGACGGACGCUGGGAGCAGAGCCACAGCAGCCACAACAGCUACGCCUCCGGCUACGCGCACAAGGGCCCCAUCCACAUCCCGGUCAUCCACAACGGAGUGCCCGUGGAGCCCGCCGAGGUGCAGCACGCCCGCGCCGCGCAUCUGAAUGCAUUGGCCGCCGCCGGACAUGGAGCUCCCGUCAGCCAUGGUGGCUACUACGGCGGCAAUGGACACGAGGAUGAUGGCCAGUACCACGCACACUACGAUCACUACUAAGUGGCAAGUGGUCGGCACUUGAGAGGAGUCUGACUUCCGAUCGACGACGAGCAUCUCUAUACACUCUGACUAACCGACUACCGAAGCCAGCGUGGCGUAUGCGUAACUUUGCAUUGCGUAUUCUCACGCCAGUGCCACUUUUAUACAGCAUUCGCAACUCUCUGUCUAUCUAUACAUCUGUCUGUUCUAUUAUCUGUAACUUCAUAUCUCAACCUCUGCCACAAAAAUACGGAAAACUAAAAGCGACUACACACGGGAGAUUGAAGUGCUUCCAAGGAAGCCUUCCUUGCCCGCUGGGUUUUGACCUAUUUGGAUUUUUUAUCCAGUCACAGCACACACAUCUACCUACCUACAUUCUUCUCUCUGUACUACGCUUUCUCUUCAUUCCUAUUCCUCGGAAAACCUAUACCUUUAUUCUCCUGUUACUUCGAUUGAGAAACGCUGUAUGAGUAUGUUGUAAAUAACAGUUGUAAUUUUUAUGUAUCUGACCAGAUAUAGCUCUAUAUUAUAUAUGAACCUGCAAACAGACAAAUAAACUGCAAAAACGUAUUUGAUCACA